This is a messenger RNA of Sycon ciliatum, 3189 nucleotides long. RefSeq names its product V-type proton ATPase 116 kDa subunit a 1-like. Bases 202 to 2730 code for a protein of 842 amino acids. Gene Ontology annotation, biological process: vacuolar acidification; proton transmembrane transport. NCBI's taxonomy places the organism in Eukaryota, Metazoa, Porifera, Calcarea, Leucosolenida, Sycettidae. Gene Ontology annotation, cellular component: plasma membrane; vacuolar proton-transporting V-type ATPase complex; vacuolar proton-transporting V-type ATPase, V0 domain. Gene Ontology annotation, molecular function: proton-transporting ATPase activity, rotational mechanism; ATPase binding. The transcript has 25 exons. The record is from RefSeq and is a predicted model, not a curated record.
UUUCUUGGUUUGAGUAGGAAAGCAUAGUGCAGCUAUAUAGUGCAUGCAGUGACAGACAGUGUGUGUUGCUUUUUUGUUGUUGUCGGAGACUGCCGGAGAGGCGCUCCGUUUCGCUAUCGAUUGUCAGGAAAGCGAAGAGGAGUACAUUGUUUCGAGGUGGGCCUUUUGCCGGCACUGCGGCGGAUAGAUUUCCAGGUCAAAAUGGGGUCGCUAUUCCGUUCGGAGGAGAUGUGCCUUGCGCAGUUGUACUUGCAAACCGACUCGACCUACUAUUGCAUCGGCGAGCUCGGCGAGUUGGGUCUUGUCCAGUUCAGGGACCUGAACACGAAUGUGAAUGCCUUCCUGCGCAAGUAUGUCAACGAGGUGCGGCGUUGCGACGAUCUGGAGCGCAUUUUGCGUUUCAUGGACAAGGAGCUGGCAAGAGCAAACAUCACUGCGCCCGAUUCAGAGUCGGUAGCCGAUGCUCCGCCACCAUCGGAGAUGAUUGAGCUGGAGGCGCAGUUCAGCAAGAUUGAGAGAGAGCUCGGUGAAAUCAACUCUAACCAAGAGCGACUUAGCCGCAAUUUGCUGGAGCUGACAGAGCUCAGCCACAUCUUACGGCAAACUGCACAAUUCUUUGCUGAGGCGGAAACAGCAAUGUUGCAGAGCACAGACCCUAUGAGAUCAGAUGAUGAGGCAGCUCUCCUCGAGGACGUUCGCUCGGCGUCCAGCCAAUUGUCAUUUGUUGCCGGUGUGAUCAAUCGUGAUCGCAUUCCGACAUUUGAGCGUCUGCUGUGGCGUGCUUGUCGCGGCAAUGUCUUCUUACGCCACCAAGAGAUUGAUGGAGAGCUGAAGGACCCAGCCACUGGAGAUGCUAUGCAGAAGUGCGUUUUCAUCAUCUUCUUCCAAGGCAAUCAGCUUAGAUCUCGUGUGAAGAAGAUAUGUGAUGGCUUUCGGGCCACACAAUAUCCGUGUCCGGAGACUGCGGCUGAUCGUCACGAGAUGAUGCAGGGCGUUAGCACCCGCAUUGAAGACUUGACGACUGUGAUUGCGCAGACCUUGGAGCACCGGUAUCGUGUGCUGCAAGGCAUCUCUCUGAACAUCAACGUGUGGACAGUCAAGGUUCAGAAGAUGAAGGCCAUAUAUCACACGAUGAACUUGCUGAGCGUGGAUGUGACCCAUAGGUGUCUGAUCGGCGAGUGCUGGUGUCCGACCGAUGAUCUGGACGAUAUCCAGUACGCUCUGAGGCGUGGACAGGAACGCAGUGGCUCUUCUGUGACGCCUGUCCUCAGCGUGAUGGCGACCAGUCUGAACCCACCGACCUACAACAAAGUGAACAAAUUCACUGGAGGCUUUCAGAACAUCAUUGAUGCCUAUGGUAUUGCAACGUAUCGAGAAGUCAAUCCAACUACAUUCACCGUCAUCACUUUCCCGUUUCUGUUUGCCGUCAUGUUUGGAGACUGCGGCCAUGGUCUGUUGAUGUUUCUCUUUGCGCUGUUCAUGGUACUGAAGGAGAAUGACUUCUCUAAAUCUAAAUCUCGUGGCGAGAUCUUUGGUUCUUUCUUCAGUGGACGCUACAUCAUCCUGUUGAUGGGCCUUUUCUCCAUUUACACUGGCCUGGUGUACAACGACUGCUUCUCCAAGUCCUUCAACAUCUUUGGCUCGUCUUGGAGUGUCCAGGAGACUGAUCUGUACACAUCAACUGACACUGUGCAGUUGAAACUUGGCAAGGAUGGCAAUUUCCGAGAUCAUGAACCCUACCCGUUUGGUCUCGAUCCGAUCUGGCAGGUGGCCAGCAACAAGCUGACGUUCACCAACUCCUACAAGAUGAAAAUGUCCGUCAUCCUCGGUGUCAUUCAGAUGAUGUUCGGUAUCGUCCUGAGCCUAUUCAAUCAUCUGUAUUUCCGUCGCUACAUCAACAUAUUUGGCUCUUUCAUACCCGAGGUCCUCUUUCUUGGUUGUAUAUUCGGUUACCUGGUCUUCAUGAUCUUCUUCAAAUGGCUGUUUGUCACUACGGAGACUCUUGCUGGUGAUGGAGGGGCACCUAGCUUGCUCAUCAUGUUGAUCAACAUGUUCCUGAGCUUUGGCAGGGUCAAUCCUGAAGAGCAAUUCUAUUCUGGACAGGCUGCUGUUCAAUCGACGCUAGUGGUCAUCGCGGUUCUCGCCGUGCCAUGGAUGCUGCUGACCAAGCCAGCGUUUGCGAAGAUAAUGGCUCGCCUUAGUGCCACACGGCAGGCAACGUACACCAUGAUAGGAUCUGAUGUAGAUGAUGAUGAUGCGGCGGCCAGUGGUCUUGGUGUGCAGGACAACAGUGGCACAGACGCCGGCGAUCACACUGUAAGCCAUAGUGAGCACGGUGUGGGGGAGGAGAGCAUUGGUGACAUAUUCAUCCACCAGGCCAUCCACACCAUUGAGUUCUGCCUGGGCUGCAUUUCCAACACUGCAUCCUACCUGCGUCUCUGGGCUCUCAGCCUGGCACAUGCCGAGUUGUCUGAAGUUCUGUGGACCAUGGGCAUGCGGAUCGCCAUGAAGCAAACUGGUGGUGUUGGUCUCAUUGCCGUCUUUGCUAUCUUUGCUAUGUGGGCUGCUGAGACAAUUGCGAUCCUGUUGGUGAUGGAGGGACUGUCUGCAUUCUUGCACGCUCUACGUCUUCACUGGGUGGAGUUCAAUGGAAAAUUCUAUAAGGGCGAAGGCUACAAAUUCCUUCCAUUCUCCUUCGCACGAGUCCUAGAGGGUGGUGAUGAUGAAUAGUUUCUUUUUAUUGUAAUUUAGCCUUUUUUCUUCUUCUAGAUUCACAGAAUGCCUAACAGUACCACUUGCUCUCUCUCUCUCUUUCACAACCAUCCACACAAGGUAAUUCACUUUUCAGUCAAGCACAUAAAAAGCACGAAACCUGAAUUUGCAAGCAUAAGUUGAUUCGCCUUUUUCUACUUUAUUUUCCAUACACACACGGUGACACAUAUUAUUAUGAAACUGCACUUUUCUGGAACAUUGUUCUGCUGGUCUAAAUGGUUUGAUAUCUAUCCUACAAGACCCGCACAAAGUAUAAUUCCAUGGUAGCAGACGGUUUCAGAAAUAAACCGCACGUGUUAUUAGUAAGUAACAUAGUUGCUACAGCAAUUAUUAACAAUGCACAGCAAAAUAAUAAUAACCAGCAAGCAGUAAUUUCCAAUCGUGUGUACGAUGUAGCUAGCAGUCACUGAAAGAAAU